Messenger RNA from Ceraceosorus bombacis, 1128 nucleotides. The record is from the annotation of a GenBank genome assembly. NCBI's taxonomy places the organism in Eukaryota, Fungi, Basidiomycota, Exobasidiomycetes, Ceraceosorales, Ceraceosoraceae.
AUGAAGUAAGUGGUGUCAGCCAGUCACUUCUACGCCUCUCAUUUUUUUCGCUGAUCGAUGAGCGACACUGUACCCAAUGUGUACAGCAACAUACGAAGCACAGAAAGAAUCAAUGAUCAGGAGCUGAAGCUGGCGCUUGAAGGUGCAAGCUGGCACGAUGAGUUCAAAGGUGCGUGAUCUCCAAGGUGUGAGUGGUAAAGGUCGGCCACUGCUGACUCUGAUUCUCUUUGGCAGACUCUGCAUACAUCUUUGUCGGAGGUCUGCCGCUGGGCCUAACCGAAGGGGAUGUCAUCACGAUCUUCUCCCAGUACGGCGAGAUCCUGGACAUAUCCUUGCCACGCGCGAAGGAGACGGGAGCAAAGAGAGGCUUUGGUUUCUUGAUGUACGAAGACCAAGGGAGUACAGUGCUGGCGGUGGACAACCUCAAUGGCGCCAAAGUGCUGGAUCGCAUCAUUCGAGUGGAUCACGUCAAGGACUACAAAGGGCCAACCGAAAAGGAUGAUGAGGGGAACAAGAUCGAGCGCACUGAGCCAAGUCGGAAUGCUGCACCAGUCGUUCUUGAUAGUGAGUGAGGGUGUGCAUGAAUCAUCAGCGCCUCGUUCGUGACAGAACAGGCCGAGAGGUGUGCGGCCCUCUCAUCGAUUGCAUCCGCGAGGCUGAAUAGCAGACUAUGCCCCGCCCAUAUUAGCCUCUGCAGCUAUGCCAUCCGCUUCGAAGUUCACUACAGAGGGCGAUCCAGACCUAGAGGACCCGAUGGCAGGAUACCUAGCACGCAAUGGCUCUGCAAGCGGGUCGAGAUCUCAAGCUACGGAUGAUAUCGAGAGGCUGGAGAAGCUCCGGCGCAAAGCGGAGCGGGCGCGAAUCCGAGAAGAGAGAGCUUUCAAGAAGGAGGGGAAGGAAGGGAGAAGCGACAGCGCUAGAGCAGGCAAGCAAACCUCCGAGAGUCGUGACAGGCGCGGGGAAGGGAAUAGGCGAGAACGCAGGAGGAGCAGAAGCAGGAGCGCUGAAGGAGAGUGGAAGCGAAAUCCGGCGGAAAGAGACCGCGACGCACGGGAUCGGGACAGACGGCGGGACGACGAUGGCAGACGCUAUGAUGGGCACGGAGGGCAGCAUCGUCGACACAGAUAG